AAGGGUGAGCUUAUUGGAACAUCCUUCCACGUCGCAUGCACACAGUAUACGUACGGCAACAUCCAUCGCCAUUCAACAGUGACAAAGACGAGAUAUAAUUCUUGAAUUGAUCGCCACUGACUCUGGAAUGAUCGUCACUGUUUUUACUCCAAUGGCAACAAACUCAACGUCAAUUCGCGCAGCUUCCGCAAUGAUGUUAGCGUCGGCCAAGAAAGCACCUUGAUGGUAGGAAGCGCGAAGAUGAGAACUCAGCGUCCCCGGAACACAAGCUUUUGCACUUAAUAGGCCUGUCACUGAACCGUUUGCCCGGUACACCACGUUCUCUACCGUCACGCAGCCUGGUGAUACAAUUUGACCGUUGUAAGACCAACGUUGUUGUACCGACCUCCACCGUCAUGGCAUCAGCGACCAGCCCAGGGCAGGACGCCACGAGCGCUUUUAACCCACAGAGCGUCGACCUCACCAAUGCCGAUCCUGCGGAGGUGGUAUGCUACCUGGAAGCGUCAGGAAACGAGUACAAUGGCCAGCUCGGUGCUCGUAUUUCGGCGCUGUUCGUCAUUCUCGUUGUAUCCUCGGCCGUGACCUUCUUCCCAGUCCUCGCAACAAGGACGACAAAGUUCAAAGUCCCAUUAUACGUCUACUUGUUCGCUAGAUACUUCGGUGCCGGUGUCAUCGUGGCCACGGCCUUCAUUCAUCUUCUCGAUCCCGCAUACAGUGAGAUUGGACCCAACACCUGCGUCGGCAUGACGGGUGGAUGGGCGGAAUACGCAUGGCCGCCUGCGAUUGCGCUCUUUUCGUGCGUGUGUGUCUUCCUCAUGGACUUCGGCGCCGAGCGAUACGUGGAGAAGAGAUACGGUCUUCCGCACGGCCAACAGGCCGAAGAGACCGACCAAGCCCGCAUGCGACAGCGCUCUGGCUCCGUGGACUUCGCAGCGCUUCAGUACGAAAUGUCGCGGCGUAAGUCUUCCGUCCCCAAUGGCCACUCGCAUCAGGCCAUGCACUCGGGUGACCAGGACGGAACAGCACCUUUUGGUAACACUAUGCAACCGAAGUCCGCAGGGCCGAAUAACACCGAUAUCGAGAGUAUCGAUACCGAGAAGGAGCAUAUCAUCGAGACGGCCUUCCAGCAACAAAUUGCAGCGUUCUUGAUCCUUGAGUUUGGUGUCAUCUUCCACAGUGUCAUCAUCGGCUUGACGCUGAGCACGGCAGGCGAUGAGUUCACCGUUCUAUACCCAGUUAUUGUUUUCCACCAGUCGUUCGAAGGUCUCGGUCUCGGUGCGCGUUUGUCGGCCAUUCCAUUUCCCAAGCGCUUGCAAUGGUUGCCGUGGUGGCUCUGCGCCGGCUACGGACUCACCACGCCCAUCGCUAUUGCAAUCGGGCUCGGUGUGCGUACGACAUACAAUGCUGGCAGUUUCACGGCCAAUAUCGUCUCUGGUGUUCUUGACGCGACUUCGGCCGGCAUUCUGAUCUACACCGGUCUGGUUGAGCUGCUCGCAAGAGAUUUCCUGUUUAAUCCUGACCGUACCCAUGACGACAGGCAGCUUGCCUUCAUGGUAGUUAGUGUGUUGCUCGGUGCGGGCAUCAUGGCGCUCUUGGGCAAAUGGGCCUAAGUGGGAGGUUCGAGGCUUCCGCUUGCUAUCGCAUUCCUGUACCAUGCCUUCGGUGUGGCAGCUGCCUCCCGCAUGUUGCGGGCUAUCGGACGCAUACUUUGAGAGUUCUCCGCGAUAGACAUACAACGCACGCCCUUGGUGUAGUAGAUGAUUGGCAAAGUUGGAAGGAUUGGUGCGGCUGCAGCUCAGCGAAGCGUACGACGACCUUUGGUCAGAUACGCAGGGGCUGCGAGCGUUUGGAAAGUGACCAUCUGUAUGUCUACCGUCAGCGGCGUAACUAUAUGUACAUACUCCAAUGACA
This is a messenger RNA of Baudoinia panamericana UAMH 10762, 1911 nucleotides long. RefSeq lists its product as uncharacterized. The coding region runs from base 396 to 1610 and encodes 404 amino acids. Gene Ontology annotation, molecular function: high-affinity zinc transmembrane transporter activity. The transcript has 3 exons. Gene Ontology annotation, cellular component: plasma membrane. Lineage: Eukaryota; Fungi; Ascomycota; Dothideomycetes; Mycosphaerellales; Teratosphaeriaceae. The record is from RefSeq and is a predicted model, not a curated record. Gene Ontology annotation, biological process: zinc ion import across plasma membrane.